Messenger RNA from Cylicocyclus nassatus, 258 nucleotides. The record is from the annotation of a GenBank genome assembly. NCBI's taxonomy places the organism in Eukaryota, Metazoa, Nematoda, Chromadorea, Rhabditida, Strongylidae.
AUGUUUUUGAUCAAUGCCCCUGCAGCAUCUAAGUAUUCCGAGCAAAUCAAUAUCGACGUCACCGAGAAGGAAGACCCGCUGUAUGCAAAUUAUAAGUCUAUAUUCCAUCAGAACGCGCGAGAUGGGGACGUGAAAGCGAUCGAGGAGUUGUUGAACAAGUGUCCCAAGCUUGUCGGCGCAUACGACUGUGAUAAAACUCCACCUGGAUCCAAACAUUGUUAUGUUGGGAAGUUAUCCGUAAAGCGUCCAUCGCUCUAA